Molecule: messenger RNA, 1841 nt
Organism: Wyeomyia smithii (pitcher-plant mosquito)
Lineage: Eukaryota; Metazoa; Arthropoda; Insecta; Diptera; Culicidae
Product: UDP-glucosyltransferase 2-like
Exons: 5
Coding region: 66-1634 (522 amino acids)
Molecular function (GO): UDP-glycosyltransferase activity
Source: RefSeq, a predicted model, not a curated record
CAUUUAGUUGGGCCUCGGAUGUGGAUGUGCGCGGAUCGAGCGCUGCUCUCUAAACUCGGGGCGGAAUGGCGCAAUUCAUAAACACUCUACUGAUUGCUGUUCAGCUUGUGCACAUAGUUUUAGGUGCGAAUAUUCUGUGUUUAUUCGGAGUCGCUAGUCCAAGUCAUCACAUAUGGAAUCGGGCAAUUGUAGACGCGCUGGCGGUGAAAGGUCACAAUAUCACGGUCCUUUCGGCGGACAUCGAGAAAGAUGCCCCCGCCAAUGUUCAUUAUGUGGAGCUGGAACAAACUUAUCCUGAACUGUACAGUGGACCGCAUAAUAUUGACCUCAUGGAGAUGGCGAGAGAAAACAUCUUCAAUGCGAUUGUGUCAUUUUAUAGAGAUUUCGUUAUUUUGGAGUGCAGUGGAGUCCUCAAAUCUGAAGGAUUGAAGUUUGUGAAAAAUUACCCCGAUAAUUUUACAUUUGACCUUGUAAUAUACGAUAUGACGUGUGGUGGUUGCAUGAACGGACUGAUUCAUAAGUUUAACUAUCCUCCACUGGUUAGCGUAACGGCAUUCAGUAACCCACCCUACGUUACGGACGUAAUUGGAGGGCACAAGCAUCCAGCUUAUAUACCGUUCUUCUCCCUACCUUAUGGCAGCGAUAUGACAUUUUUCCAACGAGUCGAAAAUACGCUUUUAUACUCGCUGAUUUUCUGUUUUUAUCGCAAUUACGUCAGUAACCCGAAGCUAGACGCUAUGGUGAGAGAAUAUUUCCAGUACGAUGAUCUUCCCUACGUUCCGGACAUAGACCGUCUAUCGAAGAUUAUUCUAGUCAAUGCACACUAUUCAAUAGACUUUCCUGAAUCCGCUCCACCUAAUCUGAUCUCGGUUGGCGGAUUGCAGAUAAAGGAAGCCAAAAAGUUACCGAAAGACAUUGAAGAUUUUAUUGUCGCUGGUAAGAAGGGUGCGGUUUUGUUCUCAUUAGGAUCAAACAUCCGAUCCGACCAGCUUGGUCGUGAGCAGCAGUCCAUGUUCAUCGAAGCGAUGCGACGAAUUCCGGACUAUAAUUUCUUGUGGAAAUUCGAGUCUGAUUUGAUCUUCGAUUUGCCGAAAAAUGUUAUCAUUAGAAAGUGGCUACCACAGAAUGAUAUCCUGGCCCAUCCCAAAACCAAGGCAUUUAUAAGUCAUUCCGGUAUGCUCAGCACCCAUGAGGCGACUUGGCAUGGAGUACCCAUAAUCGGGUUGCCGUUCAUCGCCGAUCAACAUCGGAAUCUUCAACGAUGCAUUCGCCAAGGUGUGGCGGAAAAAUUAGUGCUGCAAACGCUAACAACCGAGCAAAUACGAAGCACUGUUUGGAAGGUGCUGGAAACGCCCAGUUAUCGUAAAAAUAUGCGCAAGGUUUCCGCACUGUUUCGCGAUCAGCCGGAACAACCGAUCACGCGUGCCGUCUGGUGGAUCGAGUGGGUUUUGCGGCAUCCCGACGAUGAUAGCCUGCGAUCACCUGUUCUGAAGCUAGGCUUCCUCAGAAGUAACCUUGUCGAUGUAGUUGGAUUCCUAGUAUUGGUGCCAACCGUUUUGCUGGUAUUAAUUGUAACGAAGUGUGUUCUUCGACGGUGUAAAAGUGGUGUGGCGAAGAAGCAGAAGCAGAAUUGAAUCGUUGUUCAUAAUGUGGCAUUCGAAUCACCAAAGAUAUCAGGAUAUCUUCUUGAGUAUUUGCUAACUUACGAAUAUGUAUUUUGAGUUUUUGUUAUGUUUUUUAGUUCAUCAAACACGACUUUUUUGUGUAUUUAUUUUCUGCUCGAUGUCCGCUUAUCAUUUUGAAUAAAAACUGUUCAGAGAACAAUCCAUGCAAUGUUUAAA